AUGUCAUAUUUUGGUUAUAGAUAUGUGUCGCGUUCGCUCGGCUUCGCCCUGGGCUACCUGUACUGGUACGCUCUGGGCAUUCUUGUACCCUACGAGAUUACCGCUGCUGGUCUAGUCAUCGACUAUUGGCCUAACAGCGUCAAUAUUGCCGUGUGGAUCACAAUCAUGCUGGUGGUCAUUGUAGCACUGAACUUCAUGCCGGUGCGCUUCUAUGGAGAGACGGAGUUCUGGUUCGCAGGAACAAAGGUUAUCAUGAUGAUCGGACUUUUGAUGUUGUCAUUUAUCCUCUUUUGGGGCGGUGGACCAUCUCGAGACCGACUCGGAUUUCGAUAUUGGAAACAUCCAGGCGCGGCAGUACGUUAUACAGUAGGAAGCGGUGACGAUGCCUACACUCUACCGGGCAGCACGGGCCUGUUUGUUGGUUUCUGGCACACACUUGUCGCCUGUGUCUUCCCCUUCACAUUUGCUCCAGAGCUUAUCGUGGUCACCGGUGGCGAAAUGGCGAAUCCACGACGAAACCUCCCUAUUGCAGCGCGUCGAUACUUCUAUCGUCUCGUCAUCUUCUACGUCCUUUCCGUCUUGGCGAUUGGAGUGACCUGCCCCUCCGACGACGCACGAUUGAAUAACGGAGGUGCCGGCGCUGGCUCAUCGCCUUUUGUCGUCGCCAUCGCGAACGCCGGGAUCAGCACGCUACCAAGCAUCGUGAACGCCGUUAUUCUGAUUUCUGCAUGGUCAUCGGGGAACUCGUUCUUGUACAUCUCCAGCCGAGCGUUGUAUUCCCUAGCGGUUCAAGGGUCUGCACCUAGUAUCUUUAAGGCGUGCAACCGCUGGGGUGUCCCAUACAAUGCUGUCGCCGUAAGUUCUCUGUUCACCGCCCUUGCGUACUUGAAUGUGGCUUCAUCCGGCUCUGUCGUCUUCAACUGGUUCGUUAAUUUGACGAAUACCUGGGGAAUGAUCUCCUGGAUUUGCUGCGGCAUCAUUUACCUUCGAUUCCGAAAGGCAGCCAAGGUGCAAGGUGUCGAAGUGCCCUAUCGUCAUUGGAUACAACCAUAUGGCGCUUACAUUGCCAUAUUCAUGUUCACAUUGCUAUGCUUGACCAAUGGAUUCACCGUGUUCUUCCCUAAGAACUGGUCAGCUAGCUCCUUCUUGACAGCUUACAUUGGCAUCCCCAUCUUUCUGGUCAUGUACUUCGGCCACCGAGCAUAUUUCUGGAAAGAUAGUUGGGCAUGGGCUCCGGAUGAGGUCGACAUGCAGACCGGCCUUCAGGAAGUCAUCGAUGCGGAGCAACCAAUGAAAGAAAGGAAGGGACCGUUCAAGUAUAUCUUUAGGAUUAUUGAAUGA
This is a messenger RNA of Phaeoacremonium minimum UCRPA7, 1341 nucleotides long. Its product is annotated as putative proline permease protein. NCBI's taxonomy places the organism in Eukaryota, Fungi, Ascomycota, Sordariomycetes, Togniniales, Togniniaceae. Gene Ontology annotation, biological process: amino acid transmembrane transport. Gene Ontology annotation, cellular component: membrane. The coding region runs from base 1 to 1341 and encodes 446 amino acids. The transcript has 2 exons. Gene Ontology annotation, molecular function: amino acid transmembrane transporter activity. The record is from RefSeq and is a predicted model, not a curated record.